Messenger RNA from Jaminaea rosea, 3306 nucleotides. RefSeq lists its product as hypothetical. The transcript is spliced from 2 exons. Gene Ontology annotation, biological process: regulation of DNA-templated transcription. Lineage: Eukaryota; Fungi; Basidiomycota; Exobasidiomycetes; Microstromatales. The coding region runs from base 36 to 3155 and encodes 1039 amino acids. The record is from RefSeq and is a predicted model, not a curated record. Gene Ontology annotation, cellular component: nucleus. Gene Ontology annotation, molecular function: transcription cis-regulatory region binding; DNA-binding transcription factor activity, RNA polymerase II-specific; zinc ion binding.
CUCGCACUCGCUUUCGUCCGUUCGCCGCUUCUACGAUGCAGCCGCCUCCCCCGCCUGCCCCGCCAUAUUACGGCGAUCGUGGAGGCAUGGCAUACAGUGGACCUAGCGAAGCAGCAUCGAGAGCAUCGACCCAAGCUCAACAGCGAGGGGAGAAUCAGGCGGGCCCUUCCUCAUCCUCUGCAUCACCGAGCUCAUCUAGCAAGCCAGUGCCAAAGGUGUCUUGUCUCGAGUGUCGUGCGAGUAAGGUGAAAUGCCUUCCCCAGACAGCGCAAGAUCCCCCCGGCUAUCCCUGCGCGCGAUGCAAUCGCCUGUCCAAAUCGUGCGUCUACGAGAAACACAAGCGCGGUCGCAAGCCAGACUCGGUCAAGUACGGCAAGCUAGAAAAACAGCUCGAGACGCUUUUGCAGGAGCUGAGGGCUGAAAAGGAGCGAGCGUCCAGCAGAGGAGGAUCAUCAGCCGGGCGUAAAGCGGAGCAGAAGGGCGGCAAUGGCCAAGGCAGUGUAGGCCAAGGGGAAGGAGACGAGGAUCUUGAAGACGAAGACGAAGACGAUGACGACGACGAAGGUCCAGUAGCCAAGCGUCUUCGUACCGAGACGGCCGAGAUUCUCACCAAUUGGGGAUCUUCGUCGUCCUCGCCUUCGCCGUCCACGCGAUUGGCUGUCCCCCCAAUCUCGACCAAGCCAAGGUUGACCUCCAAAGCAGGCCGCAGAUCAGGUGGAUCUACAGCAGGAGACGAUGGCGAGGCGGGACGAGGUGAAGAGGACAGUCUACCCGAACCAGGAGCUCCACUGCUCAGCAACCCCUUGAAGCUCCUCGCCCAAGCCUCAGCAGGGGAAGACGAUGAGGACGUUGUCACCGCCGCGGCUACACCAACGAGCGGCUCAGCCGCAGUCGCGCGCGGGCAGACUGGCUCGCACACCACCUCGCCGCCUCCAUUUCACACCGCCGCUUCAAGCAGCGCUGCUCCCCGUCGCCCGCGGGAUCGCCUAGGUCUCUACGAUGCCAAGCCAGAGAUCGGCCCGGAUCUCGACCCCAUCACUCUCAACCUCAUCACACUCCCCGCGGCAAAACAGCUCUGGGCGUUCUUCCUCGAGAAGCUGAGUCACCCGCUCAUUUUGCUCGACAGGUCCAUCUACACGUUCGAGUACACAAGGCCACGCUCUGCCUUUCUCCUCUCCGUCGGCCUUGCUCUCGCAGCACGCCUUCACCUAUCCAGCUCCAGCCUGCGCACGGCAGAGAUUGCGGACAAGCUCGACGAGCACGUCCUCAAGGUGAUCAUCCCCGUGGUUCUCUUGGAAGGGAAGCGCUCGAUCCAUUGCGUCAAGGCCUUCCUCCUUCUCGCAGGCUACAACGGGCAAUCCAUCCCCCUCACACAGGACCGCUCCUUCAGCUACGUGACCCACGCCUUCAGCAUGUGCGUCGAGCUCGACCUGAACUGCAAGAUGGUCUCCACUUCCGCGGAUCCCAACGACGAGGAGUUGCAACGCAAGCUCCGCGAGAGGGAGCGCACCUACUUCCUCGCUUGGACGUACUUCUUCUCCAUCUGUCUCCAUCACGGACGACAUUGCUCGCUCAGCAUUCACGAUCGGGUCGUGGCGGCAAGUAAUGAUUGGCAUCUGUCCAAGUUCGCUUUGCCGGAGGAUGCAGGGUUGGUCUCCAAUCUGCAACUACGCAAAUUGAUCAGCAGGAAUCUCGACUACUACCAUCAGCAUGUGGCGCCACUAAUGCCACAGGCGGGCGCCGCAGGUGGCAAGGGGAGCAGCGAGCCGGAUGAGGCUUGCCGGCUACUCCUGGAGUUCCAUCGCAAGAGCAUCAAUGAGGACCUCGAUGCCUGGCACGCACAAUGGGUGCUACCCCAGGUGGCUGCGGCAUCGGCGGCCGCGGCGGCCGCUGGGAGUAGCAGCAAGAAGCAAGGCAGCACAGACAGCGUCACGGACACCGCCAGUGCUCCACUCCGCCUCCAAUCCACAGCCUUCUACCACAGCUACGCGACCCUCAUCCUCCACUCCCUCCCGCUCCGCUCCAACCACGCAGGCGGGCGAAGCACCUCAGCCUCCCCAUCAGCGGACGAGGUCCUGGCCCCUUUUCGUCGAAAGGCAGAUGAAGCUGCCCUCUCCUGCGUUGCCCUCUUCCUGCGCUUGCCCCGCGACCAGCUCGUCUAUGGCCACAACUCUGCGUAUGUCACCGUGGGAUUCGCGGCCGUUCAUGCGCUUCGAGCUCCGCAUGGGACUUUACUUGGUGCAGAGGCGGGUGGGAGUGGGACGGCUAGCGCGGCGAAUGCGGAUGUGGAUGUGGACGAUGAUCAGGUGCUGGGCAUGGUGAAACGUGUAGUGGAGACGAUGGAGGAGGCAGGAAGGGUGACGGAGCACAGGAAGGCCUUCGCUACCGGGUAUGCCGUGUUUCUGAGGAAGCUAAUUGCUAUUCACGAGAUGAGAAGGGCGAGGAAGGGUGGUAGGGCGGCACUGGCUGGAGGAGAGCACCACAAGGCGGGCCCAGCGUCGCAAAAGGAGGCAGUCUCAGGCCCCCAGCAACAUCGACGCGACACAGUGAUCUCUCGUCCCUCGGGCGCCUACGACGCGAUGCAGCCUGCCGCAGGCCCCUCUUCUGCUCCCUCAUCCGCCCCACCUGUCAUGGGCCCCGCCAACCAGUUUGCAGCGGGCACGGAGCAGCACUUUGGCACUUCUACGGGGCAAGACUCAUUCGAUCAUUCACGAAUGGCAUCCUACAAUGGUAGCGGGCAGGGACACGGGCGUGGCCCAGGUAGUGGCGGUAGUCUCACCCCCUACUCGAGUGUCAGCAGCCACCAAGGGCAAGGGCAAGGGCAGGGCUAUUUCCCGCAGCACCACCAUCACCCAAAUGCAAGCGCCCGAGUCGGGUCUCCCUCGCAACACUUCUUCAACAACUCCUCUUCAUUCAACUUCGAUCCCUCCACACUCGCCCCGGCCUCUUCUUCAUCUGCCAAUCUUCUCGACGAGCUCCUCAUGGCACAACCGCUGGGCUUGCAAUUCGACUCGUGGCUCGAUGAUUUGGGCGGGCUGGCAGCUGGUGCCGGAGGAGGAGGGAUGGCCGGCACUGGAUUCGGUGGCGGAAAUGGGGAAGAGGGAGGCGCUGCCCCCAACGGCGGGCAGGCGGGGUACAAUGGAGGCGGGAUGUGACACUCUGAGAGCAGAGAGCAAGAGAAAGAUCGACACCAUACCCGCGCCUAUUGAAGGCGCGUAGAGGCUACCGAGCAGGCGAUUCUCGUCGUGCACGCUGUAUUGCAGAGGCUCCACAUCAUCAUUAGCAAUGCAGAAUUACCCGUCUUAC